This is a messenger RNA of Pieris macdunnoughi, 1518 nucleotides long. The record is from the annotation of a GenBank genome assembly. Lineage: Eukaryota; Metazoa; Arthropoda; Insecta; Lepidoptera; Pieridae.
AUGAAGAAUAAAAAGCAGGAUGUGAAACAGGCAGAAGUAUCAGAAAGAAAUAUCAAUAACAACAUUAUAACUAAAGAGAACAAAACAAAUGACGCGAGCAUUCAUUUAAUAUUCCUUGUAUGUGUGAUUGGAGUGUCUCUGGGCAUCGCUCUAGAAAUAAUCAACGUACAAAAUAGAAUAACCAAAGAUGACAACCGAAGUUACUGGGUAUAUUCCGCAUUCAACGAUGUAGAUAAUAAAAAUGGUAUCCUCAAACAUGUACAUUCGGUAUUAGAACGCCUCGGUUACGAGAAGAAAACUAAUAAAACAUGGAACUUACUUUGGUCACACGAUUAUCCUUUUAGAUCGCUAUACACAAUAAUACAAAAUUUGAAACCAAACCAAAAAGUCAAUCAUUUCCCGGGAACAGGGUUUAUAACGAACAAAGUUAAUCUGGCAACAUCGGAUUCGAAAUAUAUACCAAAGGCGUUUAAAUUACCAAAGAGCAAAGAGGAUUUUUUGAAAUAUGUCGCAGAUAAUAGAAACGCAUUGUUUUUGGAAAAGCACAAUCAGCACAGAGGUGUGUACUUGAAGAACGUGAGCGAAAUUGAUUUGAAUAAUGGCGAAAGUUUUGUACAGGAAUUUGUCCAAAACCCGUUUUUGGUGGAUGGACAUAAGUUUGAUAUUGGCGUGUAUGUUGCUUUGACAUCGGUGGAUCCUCUCAGAGUGUAUUGGUACAAGGGCGACGUCCUAUUCAGAUAUUGUCCAGAAAAAUAUUACCCAUUUGACCCAAAGAAUGUUGAUAAAUACGUCAUAGGGGAUGAUUACUUGCCUACUUGGGAGCUCCCGUCUAUGGUACAUCCCUAUACAACUCUGGGUUUUGGUAUGAAGGAUGCAUUUGACCACUAUGCAAACUCUAAGGGUUUGGAUACGGAGAAUAUGUGGGAAGAAAUUCAAAAAGCAAUCACCGAGGUUUUCGUAAAGAAUGAACAUUAUGUUAUUGAGGCUCUGAAGAAAUAUAAUUACAAAGACAAUUUCUUCGAAAUGAUGCGUUUUGAUUUGAUAGUGGAUGAGAAUCUAAAGGUCUACAUGCUUGAAGCUAAUAUGUCUCCAAACUUGAGUUCUGCACAUUUCCCGCAGAACCAAAUGCUUUAUGAACAAGUUUUAUAUAAUCUAUUCUCUUUGACUGGUGUUGCUAGUUAUGUGGAUAGUACCAGCAACCAAACAGUGAAUAAUAUGAUAUCAGCCCAGAAAAACAUUGCAGUGUUUAGUAAGGAAUGUAACACAAUAUGUAAGGAUAACUGCGAAGCGAAAUCUGUUUGCGUUUUGUGCAAACCUUGCCUGACGCCUAAGCUGAAAAAGGCUUUACUUAAGGCACAUAGAGAAAAUUUACAUAAAGGCGAUUUUAGAAGAUUAUUUCCUCCAACUAUGCUUCAAAAUGAUAUAGAAAGAAAUAUGAACCAUUUAAGCCAAAUAAACAGGAUACAGCAUUUAUGGUAUCAAGGAAAAUGUAAUAUUGACACUACAUGGUGUGUUUAA